Messenger RNA from Asparagus officinalis (garden asparagus), 1924 nucleotides. Its product is annotated as cytochrome P450 711A1-like. Gene Ontology annotation, molecular function: heme binding; iron ion binding; oxidoreductase activity, acting on paired donors, with incorporation or reduction of molecular oxygen. Lineage: Eukaryota; Viridiplantae; Streptophyta; Magnoliopsida; Asparagales; Asparagaceae. The transcript has 5 exons. The coding region runs from base 98 to 1756 and encodes 552 amino acids. The record is from RefSeq and is a predicted model, not a curated record.
CACGAUGGCCCUUUGCUAGUCCACUCAUGCAUGUUGCAUCCUUUCUCCACUCCCCCAACUCCAGAGCCACCCCCUCUAUAAAUUUGUACUGCAACCCAUGACAAAUUCUCAUCCAAUUUCUACUCUCUCUCUCUCUCUCUCUCUCUCUCUAUACACGGAACUUAUUAUGGGAAACAUGUUGAAAGAGUUGAUGGAGAUUGGAGUACCCUUAAUAAGGGCAUGGGGCCCUGGCGUCCUGAUCACGGUUAGCUUUGUCGUAGGGUUCCUGGUCUAUUUCUAUGCACCCUACUGGGGAGUGAUGAAGAUCCCGGGACCUCCCACCACUUUUCUUGUGGGUCACCUUCCCUUGCUAGCCAAGUAUGGGCCGGACGUGCUGAGAGUGUUUGCUAAGGAGUACGGACCAAUCUUUAGGUUCCACAUCGGGAGGCAACCGCUAGUGAUAGUGUCUGACCCAGAGUUGUGCAGAGAGGUGGGAAUAAAAAAGUUCAAGGAUAUAAAAAACAGGAGCAUCCGUUCUCCUACCUCUGGAUCCCCAAUACAUGAACAGGGACUUUUCCUCACAAGAGAUUCAAGGUGGUCAUCGAUGCGAAACACAAUUAUCUCCCUAUAUCAGCCUUCUCAUCUUGCCACUCUGUUUCCCAUCAUGCAAUCCCACAUCAACUCUCUCUUAGACAACAUCUCCUCAACAAAACAAGAUGAAGAUAUCCCCUUCUCUGAUCUUGCAAUCAAAAUGGCAAUCGAUAUCAUAGGAGAAACUGCAUUCGGAGUCCAAUUCAACCUCCUUAAAGAACUCUCCAACGAACACCAAAUUAAAGAUGAUAACGUCACAGGUUUCCUCAAGUUACACUCUGACUCCAUUGAAUCUCUCAAAAUGGACCUCAAUAGCUCUUUCUCCACAAUACUCGGGCUAUUAGUCCCUAUCCUCCAGAGCCCAUGUAGAGAAAUCCUUAAAAGAGUACCUGGAACUGCUGAUUAUAGAAUGUAUCAUACUAAUCAGAAACUCUGCGAGAAAAUUGACGCAAUUAUUGAGAAGAGAUUGAAAGAGAAGACAGAAGAUUGUAAUGAUUUCUUGGCUGUGGUGUUGAAUGCUAGAGAGUCUGGAUCUGGUAAGAAACUCUUCAGUUACGAUUAUGUGCGAGCACUUACUUAUGAGCAACUCCUCGCUGGAACAAAAACUAGUGCUUUUACUUUGGCAAUGACGGUUUAUUUAGUUUCUGAACAUCCUGAGGUUGAGAAGAAGUUGAUUGAGGAGAUUGAUAGUGUUCUUAAUGGGGAUGUGUUUCCUACUGCUGAUGAUCUGCAAUGCAAAUUUCCUUAUCUUGAUCAGGUGGUAAAAGAAUCAAUGAGAUUUUGCGUCGUUUCCCCGUUAGUUGCAAGAGAUACAUCAAAACAAGUUGAAAUUGGAGGCUAUCUCCUCCCAAAGGGAACUUGGGUUUGGCUAGCAUUGGGAGUUUUGGCCAAAGACCCCAAGCAAUUUCCUGAGCCAGAUGUUUUUCGACCAGAAAGGUUCAAUCCAAACUGCGACGAAGAGAAGAAGAGGCAUCCAUAUGCACAUAUCCCAUUUGGUCUCGGCCCACGAGCUUGCAUUGGGCAAAAGUUUGCGAUACAGGAGGUCAAGCUAGCAAUUAUUCGACUGUAUAGUACUUAUAUCUUUCGGCAUUCUCCUAAGAUGCGGUCGCCUCUUGAACUUGAGUAUGGUCUAGUCCUUGGAUUCAAGCAUGGUAUCAAGCUCAGAGCAAUGAAAAGGCAUGUUUAAUAAGAUCUUGAUGUUAAAUUUCUCUUGUGUUGUUGGGGUACUUGCUUUUGUUGUUGCAUUUUGUAUAAAAAUGGCGAUAAAAAGGGAAAGAAAGAAGUCAUCUUCUAUUAAAUAACAAUAAGAGACUUCGUCUUCUAUACUUUCCAACUAUGUGUUACCUUUAAAGUU